AUGCCCUCCUUUGGAGGAGGUAGUGGCGAGGUAGGGGAUGAUGAUGGACCAGCCGGAAGUGGAGAGGCUGUGGGCUCGGCGGAAAAUUUAAGCGGCGGCGGAGGAAGCGGUAGCGGCAGCGACAGCGGCGGCGGAAGCGGAAGUGGCAGCGGCGAAGAGGACGACGUCAUUGAGAUGCUGCAGAUGGGCGGCAACGAGUACCUGGAGCCGGUGCUCCGGCUGCUGGCCGUCAUCCACUCGCUCCUUUCCUUUUGCAUGCUCAUCGGCUACUACUACCUCAAGGUGCCGCUCAUCAUCUUCAAGCGCGAGAAGGAGAUUGCCCGGAAGAUCGAGUUUGAGGGCCUGUACAUCACCGACCAGCCGGAGGACAACUACGAGGCCACCUGGGACAAGCUGGUUAUCUCCACCAAGUCCUUUCCCGUCAACUACUGGGACAAGUUUGUGAAGAAGCGGGUGCGGGCAAAGUACGCCGAGCAGUACGACUACGAGACGCUGAGCAAGCUGCUCGGCAUGAGCAAGAGCAGCAGUGUUAAUUUGGAUGAGGAGGGCGGCGGCAGUUUUAUUGCCUCCAUCUCCAACUACGACUGGAAGUAUCAGGUGUGGAAGGUGGGCGUCACCUUUAUGGAUAAUGUGUUCCUCUACAACUUGGGCUACUUUUUGCUAUCGGUCCUCGGCAACUUUAGCUACUUCUUCUUUGCGGCUCACCUGCUCGACAUUGCCGUGGUCAUUCCCUCGCUGAAGACCAUUCUGCAGUCUGUGACGCACAAUGGCAAACAGCUCCUGCUCACCGUCAUGCUGCUCAUCAUCGUCGUGUACAUCUACACCGUCAUUGCGUUCAACUUUUUCCGCAAGUUUUACGUCCAGGAGGAGGACGACCAGCCGCCGGAUCAGAAGUGCCACAAUAUGCUGACGUGCUUCGUCUUUCACCUAUACAAGGGCGUACGAGCGGGUGGCGGCAUCGGCGACGAGAUUGAGUCUCCGGACGGCGACGAGUACGAAGAAAUCUACCGCAUCGUCUUUGACAUUACCUUCUUCUUCUUUGUCAUCGUCAUCCUCUUGGCCAUUAUUCAAGGUCUGAUCAUCGACGCUUUCGGCGAGCUGCGUGACCAGCUGCAGUCAGUGUCGGAUAACAUGG
Molecule: messenger RNA, 1135 nt
Organism: Rhagoletis zephyria (snowberry fruit fly)
Lineage: Eukaryota; Metazoa; Arthropoda; Insecta; Diptera; Tephritidae
Source: RefSeq, a predicted model, not a curated record